AUGGCACAGAACGCUAUGGGCAGGCUCUUCCAAUGGCAGAGAACAUCCCGCCUGGCUACCUUUUCGCAAGUUCGCCAUGCCUCAUCUGCUAUCCCAGUUUUCUCCCCCACAGCGUCGACCGAAUUGAACGAGGCCCUCAAUCAUUGGCGACAAGACCUUUUUAUCCCGUUCGGCCUCCCGAAGCGACAGCGUACGAGCAUGUUCAAGGAGAAACACGCCCACAGACUCCAAGAUGAACCCAUCACAGUUAAAAUUCGCGAGAACGAAGAAUACACCUUACGACCACUGGACUUUGCCUCGCUGCCCAAGAGCAAGGAAAUCAUUGACGUCUUGCGCCUAAUGGAGGCCGCCAAUGACUACCAAAAUCUUGUGCCUUUCAUGAGUGGACUAUGGAAUUCCCAGAUGCGUGUCUCCCCUGCUCGGUGGCAAUACCUCAUCCGCAAGGUUGCCAGCACUGGCCGUCUCUCCCUCAUCGUCGAAUGCGCCAGGCAAGGACAGCGCACCGGACUUUCAUUAGAAAAUCAAGAUAUCACCACGCGCCUGUUUUACGAGCUUCACAGCAUGGCCCAGAGCGCAGAGUUCAAGGGUCACCAGGUCACUGAAGCUCUCAAGUCGGCUAAGAAUGCGCUGGAAGUUAUGGAUUCUUACCCUGCGAUCCCAACCACGAACCCGAAAUAUCAGCCGUAUGUUAUCGGAACGUUGCUGGAGCUUAGCGCCGCGCGUGCCACAGAUAAGUUCGAAGGCAAGGACCAGGGCAAUGAAGUUCUGAAUUACGCGAAGAAGCUGCUCGCUCGGUGGAAUGGCGAGGACUUCAAGGCUGUCCCUAAGAACGCCUUCGAUGCGGAGGUUGUGGACCAGCGUUUGAUUAAGGCUAUCCCCAUCUUCAAGGGAUUGGAGCUGUGUGGGUCUAUCGACAGCAUUGCAGCGGACAAGGAAUUGCGAAUUGUUGUCAGCCAGCGUCUUAAUGAGCUGAGAGGCGCUUUGGCCAAGCAGUUGGAGAGGAUCCCUAAGGAAUCAUUGGAGAAGGUACCACACGCUAAGGCUGCUAAGGCGCUCAUUGCGCGAAGCUAA
Penicillium angulare is the source of this 1071-nucleotide messenger RNA. RefSeq lists its product as uncharacterized. The transcript has 2 exons. NCBI's taxonomy places the organism in Eukaryota, Fungi, Ascomycota, Eurotiomycetes, Eurotiales, Aspergillaceae. The record is from RefSeq and is a predicted model, not a curated record. The coding region runs from base 1 to 1071 and encodes 356 amino acids.